CGCGCAGUGCCGGCGCGUCGAUGCCCGAACUUCCGGACGCUCUGUAUACGGUGGAAAGGACGUUCUCUGGCACCGAUGAACCGGGACGGUCUGCCGGCCCCUUCCCAGCAACACGGCAUCACGUAGAUCAUCGCGAGGGACUCUGUGACGUGAAGCCGGCCGACAAGGAUGGCUAGGAAACCGCCGUCCCACUGCUGCGCUUGGCUCCUGCUCUGCGGCGCCCUGGUGUACGCCACGCCACUGCCAGACGCCCAGAAACCAUUAGAUGGAAGCCACCAGGAACCUUCCAUACCGGCCAGCACCGCCUCUCCAGUCCAAACGGUCAUGACGGACCCCAUACUCCCACACAUCAACCGGUCAAGAGAUGCGGCCAGUGGUGCCAGCGUCACCUACUCUGUCACAAUUCCUGGCUCCGGCAGAAAGCCUGUGUUUCAACCCCACCAGCCACCACUCGCACUGGGGACAGCGAUGACGACGCCAUCCCCGAGUAACAGCGUGGCUGGAACGGCUAGCCGAGCUAGCCGCAACAUGCAACCGGACAUUGGCCUGAUGCACGGCUUCCAACUGAAAGUUACAAGUGCGCCGUUCCGGGUGGGCCCCCAGGAGAGAGCCCACCGGUUCCUGAGAGGCCAGCGCCCGGACAAUCCGUCGAUCGUUGGAGGCGUACCAAACUUCCAGAGAAGCAAACUUCAAAACGCCUCGCUGGCAAGCAACCACACCUACACCGAGGAGACGCCCGAUACGGAAGGAGAAGAACGGAGACUUCUAGCGCUCCUGCCCCAGCUGCUGGCCCAGACGAAGAGCAAGAUCGGCAAGGACAACGCCAAGGAGUACGUCGACUGGCUGGCCAACAUCACGAGAAACCUCACACACAGUUCUAAGCAGCUGAGCAGCAGCAAGGCGCUGCAGAGGACUCCGGAUCGCAAACCCGCCUCGAACGCGACGCACAACAGUUACGAGGAGUCCGCAGGGUCUCCCAGCGGUGCAGUGCGCAAGCCAGUGGAAGACAGGAUCUGCAUCAUCCUCCACAGCAUGGGCGACGAAGCGCGCCUCAAGUUGAUGGAACAGCUGACGAGGAUGACCUAUCCCACCGCCACUGCGCCCAACACGCUAGGAGGACGACCGACAGUUCAGACCCUUCCGGGAAACGGCAGUGCGGCGCACAACCUCGAAACCGGAAAGGUCAGGACGCAGCUGGGAAAGACCUUCAAGACCUUCCACCUGACGCAGCAGCAACGCCUGGAGGAAGCUGAAACCGAGACACCUAGGAAUGCGUCCCACGGCGACGCUCAAGGAGGACCGCAGCGAGCCGAAGGCCCGCAGCCAGAUGAACCGAUGGACAUCUUCACGGAGCAGGUUCAGGAACAAUGGGAGGACUUUGUGGGAAAGCUGAAGCAGGUGGCCCGUGAGACCUGGGACCAUGUGGCGCGACAGAUGGCGCGGUCCCUCGAGAAACUGAACGCCUGAGGGAUGGAUUGCUUCUUACUAGGGUGUUUUCCGUGAGCCCUCUGUAUUAAGGAAUCCACCACUUUAGAAACAACUGGCGCCACCUGACGGAAAUUGGGGUUCUAGGAUUCCCAGGAUGCAACAAUGCGUGCAUUGGGGAGAAGAGGGCAGAAGUGCCUUAGAACAAACUUGGACGGGGGGGGGGGGGGGGGGGUUCAAAA
Ixodes scapularis (black-legged tick) is the source of this 1667-nucleotide messenger RNA. RefSeq lists its product as uncharacterized. The transcript is spliced from 2 exons. The record is from RefSeq and is a predicted model, not a curated record. The coding region runs from base 169 to 1467 and encodes 432 amino acids. Lineage: Eukaryota; Metazoa; Arthropoda; Arachnida; Ixodida; Ixodidae.